UUUUGGUUCUGGUAGUGAGCGGAGAGAGUUAGAUUUCACAGUCUUAUGACUUCGCAUUAUUAUUUAUCCUCCCAGCAAUAGCCUCUGACACACCGCCUGUCGUUCUGACAACACAAACGGUUCGUCAGAAGGCCCGUUAUCAGCUGUUCUUUAAAAGGGGGAGUGCCUGUAUUUGCACCUUUAGCUUGUGAGCUAACGUCAGCAGCAUCAGGUUGACCCAUGUCCUCUGAGGAAGCUCUCAGCUCCACACUCUCACACUGGCUGCCCUUUAACUCCUGGUGGCUGCUCCUGCCCUUCGUCAUGCUCCUGGUGAUGGCUGCUUUCAUCGUGGCCUUCGUGCUGCUGUUGUACAUGAUAUCGCCGUUAAUAAGCCCCAAACCCCUCAAACUCAACGGGGCCCAUGUGGUGGUGACUGGAGGCAGCAGUGGGAUUGGGAAGUUUAUUGCCAUGGAAUGCUACAAACAUGGUGCCUUCAUUACUCUGGUGGCUCGAGAUGAGCAAAAACUGGUUCAAGCAAAGAAAGAGGUGGAGAAAUGUGCCAUAAACGAUAAGCAGGUGGUACUGUGCAUUUCAGUUGAUGUGUCAAAGGACUACAGUCAAGUUGAAAGUGUCAUAAAGCAAGCUCAGGAGAAGUUGGGUCCAGUAGACAUGCUGGUGAACUGUGCCGGGAUGUCAAUAUCCAAGAAGUUUGAGGAAGUGGAAGUAGACUGCUUCAAGAGACUGAUGGAGGUGAACUAUCUGGGCAGCGUUUACCCCACACGGGCUGUCAUCACUACUAUGAAAGAAAGGCGUAUGGGCCGCAUCAUGUUUGUGUCGUCACAGGCGGGGCAGAUCGGUCUCUUCGGCUACACGGCCUACUCACCGUCCAAAUUUGCACUGAGGGGUCUGGCUGAGGCCUUGCAGAUGGAGAUGAAGCCAUAUAAUAUCUAUGUGACUGUGGCGUAUCCUCCGGACACAGACACGCCAGGUUUUGCAGAGGAGAAUAAGACCAAGCCUCUGGAGACCAGGUUAAUUUCAGAGACGUCUGGAGUCUGUCAGCCUGAGCAAGUGGCAAAAAUUGUGGUUAAGGAUGCCUUGCAAGGAAAUUUCACCAGCUCAUUUGGUCCUGAUGGAUACAUGCUGUCAGCGCUCACCUGUGGGAUGUCACCGGUCACCUCCAUCACUGAGGGGCUGCAGCAGAUUGUGACCAUGGGGCUGUUCCGCACCAUCGCUCUCUUCUACCUGGGCAGCUUCGACAGUAUCGUCCGCCGCUGCAUGAUCCAGAGGGAACAAUCCAAAGCAGCUGACAAGAGGGAUUAGCUCCAGUAUCCCCACCACUUUCCAACUCCAUCACCACUACAUUCCCCAUACACUCUCACUCACAACCCAACCUGGCAGACAUAUUGGGUAAUGGAGGUCCACACUGAAAAAAGUAGAGUUUGUUGUCUGUGUGUUAGUUCCAGCUUUUCCCUGUGUCUCUUUCAGGGUCCCAACCAUUCCAGUUUGAUUGAAAGUUCUGGGCAUGCUGCAUCAGUAUUUGGAGGUCUUUUGUAAUAGAGAAAAAAAAAUUGUAAUUCCAUUUAAUUGUUUGCUCUUUGGCCUGAAACGGCUGAGCGGUCACUGCCUCUAGUGAAUUCCUUUGUUUCAGAGGGUUUGUGGUUGUUCGUCUUCAAUGUGUCCCAGUUCUUGCAUGCUUGAAUGCAGAAUGAAAAUAAUUAGCAUUUUCUGGCCUUCUGAGUUCUUGUUCUAAGCUGUUUCCAUAAAACUGUUUCUAGAGAUUGACCGAUGUUGUUUUGACCUUCAUGACUGAUAAUUCGAUAUAAAUUCUGCUUAUGCAUUAUGAAUAUUGUUAUUUUUCAUAAUGAUAAUUAAUAAAAAUAGUUUUUAUUGGUAGACCAGAUAUUAAAGAACUGAUAAAUGAUCUACAAUUACCUAGAAAAGUUUCAAUGUACCCAAAAAUCUGUUUAUGGUAUUUAUCGUAGACCCGAUAUGAAAGAACUGAUUAAUUAAGCAAGAUUAUGUAGAAAAGUGUGAAUGUCCAAAAGCUAUAUCCGUGUUAAAAAGGAACACCAUUGCAGAUUUGGCUUUUUAACACUAUAAUAACUAAAUCACUAAACUACAACAAUAAAACAUGUGCAUUAUGAAAAUAGUUAUGGGAUUUAUCGGUAAAGCUGAUAUUGAAGAACCGAUAAAUGAAAUAGAAAUUACAUGGAAAAGUGUCAACUUCCAAAAGAAAUAUCGGUGUUAAAAUCCAGCACUGUUGCUGAUUUUGCUUUUUAAGACCAUGAACACUAAAUCACUACACUACAACAAUUAAAAACAAUCAGCAUAAUUAAUAUAGUAAUAGUAUUUAUCGAAAGAUCCAAUAUUAAAGAACUGAUCAAUUAAAAAGAAUUGCGUUGAAAGGUGCCAUUUAAACAUAUUUUGUGAAAAUGCAACCGUUACAGAUUUGGCUUUUUAACACAAUAAAUUAUCACUAAACUACAACAAUAAAAACAUAUGCAUUAUGAAUAUAGUAAUAAUAUUUCUGGGUAGACAUGAUAUUAUAAUGGAAAAGUGUCAACUUCCAAAAUAAAUAUUGAUGUUAAAAUGCAGCACCGAUACAGAUUUUUCCUUUUAACAUAAUGAUAGCUAAUUCACUCAACUAAAAAGAGAAAAAAAAGAUGCAUUAUGAAUAUACAGUAGUAAUGGUAUUUAUCAGCAGACACUAUUAAAAAAAACAAUAAAUAGAAUUACGUAGAAAAGUGCCAUGUUGGUAUUAAAAAUAAAUAAAUAUUGAUGUUAAAACAAAGUACCAUUGGAGAUUUCGCUUUUUCUAAAUCACUAAACUACAAAAAUAAGAAAUAUGCAUUAUGAAUUUAGUAAUGGUGUUUAGCUGUAGACCCUAUAUUAAAGAACUGAUAAAAAAAAUAAUGGAAUUUGGUAGAAAAGUACCAUUUAAAAAUAAAUAAAUAAACAUUAAAUUUGCAACACAGUUACAGAUUUGGCUUUUUAAUACAAUAAUAAUGAAUCACUAAACCACAACAAUAAAAACAUAUGCAUUGUGAAUAUAGUAAUAAUAUUUAUGGGUAGACAUGAUAUUAUAAUGGAAAAGUGUCAAAAAAUAUCAAUCAAUAUUAAUAAAUUAAUGGUUUUUAUCUGUAUUAUUAAAGUACAGAUCAAUUAAAUAGAGUUAAGUAGAAAAGUGGCAAAGUCUGAAAAACAUAUUGUGUUGCUGAUUCUACAUUUUAACACAGUACUAAUAAUUCACUAAAUUACAACAAUAAAAACACACAAACUCUAUAUUAAGUAACCAAUAAAUAAACAAUUAAGUAGAAAAACUUUGAGGUCAGUAAAAUAACCGGAAAACCAAUUUUUGAUCUCUAUUUCAUUACUUCCUUAUUCAACUUGCAUUCCUCUAUAAAUACAGUGUUACCAUCGGUAAAGAGCUCCAGCUUCCUUUCAUAUACCUUGCGAUCUUUAUGCUUACUCAACAGCUGUCCAAUGUUCUUCUGGCUGGUCCAUGAUGUUCCUCUGUGUUCUUCGUGUAAAGCAAUGUAUCUUCCUGCUUUUAGAUUUAAUCGUUGUAAGGUAAACACACAGGACUUCUGUGUUGUCCGAUGAAACACCCUGAGUCUGCCACUCUGCCUUAUCCUUUUUGCUCUGUGUGGGAGGUCAUGAAGGAAAUGUUUACCUUUUGUGUAAAUCUGCGUGCGUGUAUAUAGAUAUGUCUGCUUGUACGCUUGUGUUUUGGUGACCUCAGGGCCUUCUAAGGGUUUAAUGAACUGAAGGAUGGGUCAGGCAGGAUAAGCCAUUGAGGUGACAGCUUGCUGGUUCAAGUCACCGCACCUUUUUGCCAGCAGGUGAAACUGUCGAUCCAAAUGGAUCAGGUGUAGCGAGAGCAAAACUCAAAAUAACGUCACAUUAGUAGAGCUGAUCUAGAAUCAGAAUAAUUGUAUUUACCUACAAAGAGCAAAAGCUGAACAGAUAUCAGCAGUCUUAGUCCAGAAAUUAAAUUGAAUUUAACAGUUCGUGAAUAGACGUAUCAAGCGUACAUUUUAAUGUUCACACAGGCAUUUCAAAAACUGUAGAUGUUGUGAAGCUUGAUCUGAUUGUUAACACAAAACAAGCAAUAUGGCUCCCACAAGAGAAGUGAAUCUCCUUAUGCUCUGCUCUGUUGUGACGUAAAAUUUACAUUAUUGUGUUUUCUGGUUAAUGCCUUUCAAACGUCCCCUUGUUCUGACUUCACCUGCUAUGUCAUAUUAACAACAAACUAGAGCUAGAGAGAAAAUGACACUCGCACUAUUGUUAUAUUUGCCUUGUUCACGGUCACAAGAAAUGGGAGCAUGUGAUAAUGUCACACCCUACAGUAAAAAAAAGCUGAUGUUUAUGUGCACAAAGCGGUCAAGUUAAAAGGAAAGUUCACCCAUAAAAAUUUACUCACCAACACUCAUGUUGUUCUAAACCUGUAAAACUUUCUUCCUUCGAAUACAAGUGGAUUUUUUGAUGAAUAUACUGCAUAGCUACUCUUGUUGAUAAGGUUAAAGGGACAGUUCACCCAAAAAUGAAAAUUCUCUCAUUUACUCACCCUCAUGCCAUCCCAGAUGUGUAUGACUUUUUUUUUCUUCUGCUGAACACAAAGAUAUUUAGUAGGUCCAUACAAUGCAAGUGAAUGGGUGCCAAAAUCAAGACACCCCAAAAAGCACAUAAAGGCACCAUAAAGUUAAUCCAUAUAACUCUGUUCACAUAAGACCGUGUUUUAAUCCAUGUCUUCAGAUGUGAUACGAUAGAAACAGGUUAAUUUUUGAAGUAAUUUUUGCUUGAAAUUCUUCUCCCUGCCCAGUAGGGGGCGAUAUGCAUGAAGAAUGUGAAUCACGGGAAUGUGAAAGUUUAAGUGGAGAUUGACUGAGCAAGGAGGAGAAUUUAUUGUAAAAAAGACUUCACUAUUGAUCUGUCUCUCACCCACACCUAUCAUGGCUUCUGAAGACAUUAAUUUAACCACUAGAGUCUUUUUGGUCCUUCAGAUAUCUGAUCACCAUUCACUUGCAUUGUAUGGACCAAAAGAGGUGAGAAAGGAUUCUUCAUUUGAGUUCAGCAGAAAAAAGAAAGUCAUACACAUCUGGGAUGGCAUGAAAGUGAAUACAUUUUUGGGCGAACUCCUUUAAAGUGAAUGUAGACUGAUGCGGUCAAGCCACAAAAAAGUGACAAAUAUCAUCCAAACACCUUCUGUACAAUACGCUUCAUAUAGAGGAAAGAAAUUCAUUCGGGGUUGGAACUACAUGAGGGUGUGUAAAUGAUGAAAGAUUCAAAUUUUUGGAUUAACUAUUUCUUUUAAUCAGUGUAACUCUUUAUUUGUGAAGCUGUUGUUGUUUUAUGCUGCUCCGUUUUUCCUAGAAAUAAUUGACCAAUGCAGUCUGGCUCUACAGUCGUGGAGGCCCAUUCCAAGCCUUAAGAGAUAUGAACGCAGACCACUGUAAAAGCUAUGUGGGUGGAUACAUCCACAACCAGCUAUGGCGUAGAUUGUGUAUGGUUUACAUCAGGGGUCGGCAACCUAUGGCACGCAUGCCAGCAUUGGCACACGGAUGGGUAAUCACUGGCAUGGCAGCAACAGCGAGAGGAGCAGACUAUUUUAUUUAUAUAAAUUCUGCACCUGCAUUCCAAUCUACAUCUUGAUGUAAUCCUUCCUCAUGAUCACGCAGCGUGUUUCUAUGAGCUGAAUGGGAGGCUAAACUAAAAAUUAAAAUGUGAUGAUGCAAUAAGAAAAACACCACUAUUAAUCCUUGAGAAUUCCAACCCAGUAUCCUUAAACCAUGGUCACACUCAAAAUGACUGCAAACAAUUAAAAUGGAAAACUGAAACCCCAAUCGUGGUAUUCAAAAAUCUUUUGAAGUCUAUUCAAAAUAUAAAUUAAACCUGUAAAUAAAGUUUUAGGAUUUUGCAGGUGCAUUUCUCUGAAAAGGGCUCAAUAGUUGAUGGGCUUGUGAUGUGUGAAUGGCUUGCACGAGUCUCGUCACACUUUAAUAGUGUUUAGUCUCCCAUUCAGCUGAUGAAAACAUGCUGCGUGAUCAUGAGGAAGGAUUACAUCAAGUUUGAAUGCAGGUGCAAAAAUCAAAUAGACUGCUCCUCUCUCGCUCUUGCUUGUGUGCUAGUGAUUACAUGAUUACAAUGACAUAAUAUAAGAAAUAUUUAAGAUUCCAAACAAUUUCGUGAUCAUCAAAUAAGCAAAAUUGUGUCAUUAACUGUUAACACAUUUUGUGCCAAAGGACAGGUUUUCUUUCAUUAAAGCACUUUCACAAGAUGCUCUUUGAAAAUUCACAUGCAAGAUUUUUCACAUGUGGGUUUUGCAAUUUUUCUCUCAAACUGUUAUACUGAUAAUAUAAUUUGUAAUAAUAAGCGAUUAAAAUAGAACAAUGCAAAAUAGGAAUAAUUUCGCCGGCACAGCCAUUGACCACGAAAAUCAAAAAAUGGCACUCCAUGUCAAAAAGUUUGCCGACCCCUGCUUUAUGUAAAUUGUUUUAGACUCAUCUGGUCUGAGAUAAAAAUGCAUUGUUUUUGCUUGUUUUUGUUAGAUUGAUUUAUAUAUAUAAGGACCCAAAAUAUGAAAGUGAGAAUGUAUGAGUCAAAUGACGAUGUUCUCAUUUGAUAUUGGCUCAAGGCACGUCGUCCAGCACUUACAGUAGUAGCUAAAUAGGUGCUGAUAUGUGUCAGACCUACGAUUGAGUUGUGCACACUUCCAUCACAUGGACAUAGUCAAUUGUUUAGUUGUUAGAAGCUAACAGUAGAGAAAUUGUAUUAACUUCUUAAAGCUAUGCAAAUCAAGCCUGUGCUCACAGUUCAUUCAAACACUUGAGAGAAUACUUGCAUUUUUAUAUUGUCUUCUGCUCUAGUUGACUUUUAUUGAUUGAAGUCGAGGUAUAUUUCUGGAAAAGAUACGUAGAUUAUUAGUAACUUUUAAAAGAAAAACAAAGACCUCCUUGGAUAGGUUCUGCUUCUAUCUAUGUCUGAUAAGUUUCUUUUUUCGUUGUGUUGUUGCCAAACUUGCAUAAGUUUCACCUUGUGUGCCAUUGGAGAAAAAGAGGAUGUUGUUGCUUUGUCUUAUUUUCUUACAUAAUGAAAUAAAAAACGUUU
Xyrauchen texanus (razorback sucker) is the source of this 7086-nucleotide messenger RNA. RefSeq names its product 3-ketodihydrosphingosine reductase. The transcript is spliced from 10 exons. Bases 220 to 1299 code for a protein of 359 amino acids. Gene Ontology annotation, cellular component: endoplasmic reticulum membrane. NCBI's taxonomy places the organism in Eukaryota, Metazoa, Chordata, Actinopteri, Cypriniformes, Catostomidae. The record is from RefSeq and is a predicted model, not a curated record. Gene Ontology annotation, biological process: sphingolipid biosynthetic process. Gene Ontology annotation, molecular function: 3-dehydrosphinganine reductase activity.